Molecule: messenger RNA, 2874 nt
Organism: Miscanthus lutarioriparius
Lineage: Eukaryota; Viridiplantae; Streptophyta; Magnoliopsida; Poales; Poaceae
Source: the annotation of a GenBank genome assembly
AUGUCCUCCGACAGUUCUGCUCCGUCGUUCUGGGACGUCGUCAUCUCGUCUGCUAGUCUUCGCUCCUCGACGCUUUCGUCGGCCACGGCGGCGGAGAUUCCUGCCGUGGCGGAAGAUAUCCCUGCGCCUGCGCCUCCCAGGAUCGUCCUUAUCCGCCCUCCUGCUUCUCGGCGGUGGGGUGCGGAGCAGCCUGGUCCAGAGGGGUGGGUGGAGUUCGUGUCGCGUGGCAAGUGUCGGCGUCGCCGGCGUGAAGCACGUCCUCCUCGUCGUAAAGUCCCUGCCGAUUUGGUGGGCAAGUGCUUCAACUGUUUGUCUGCCGGUCACACUGCCAUCUUGUGCCGUCAGAAACCCAGGUGCUUCCGCUGCUGUUCGCUGGGGCACAUGUCCUACGUGUGUCCCAUGAACUCGGCUGUUCCGGAGCGCACCUCGGUUUGGAAGCGCAUUGGGCUAGCAUUGUCGAGACCGGUGGCUCAUCUCCGCAACGGUUCUCCGGCGGGUGAGGUGUCUAAGGUCGCUGCGGCUAACCCGAUCGGCGGCACCAGUGCUGGGCGUGCCUCAGAUGCUGUCAUGCGUGUCUGGAGACGCAAAUCUCCAACCCAGUCCCCGGCUAAUUCCCCGGUUGUUUCUAGUCCCCGCAACGGCAUUCCGGCGGGUGUGGUGGAGGCCGAACUGGGUCAGGCUGCGCAUUCUACUGUCGGCGGUGCUGUGCCGCAGGGACCUGAGGCGGCGGCCAUGGAUGGUGGGGAGAGGCAAUCUCGUCGCCGUCGUCGACCCUGCUUCCGUCAACCUGCCGCCUCGUCCAUGGAUGCUGAUCCUGCGCCUUCGGUUUCUGCGUCAGUAGCUCCCCCUGAACCACUUGUCAUGCCCGUGCAGUCUCCCCCCUGCAUUAUUAGCUGGGAUGAUCGCAUGGCUAGGGCAGAAGAGGACCUCGCGUAUGCCGUGAUCGUGACUGUCUGUGGGGAGAAGCCCUUGGCCCCGGCUUGGGGGAUAGCGGAGGUUCUCGCUAUCCGUUUGGGUGUCGAGGCUGGCUCCCUGGUGCUUCGUCAAGCUUCCGACUCGAGUUAUCUGCUCGUCCUCCCCGAUAUUGGCCUCGUCGACCACCUGAUGGAUCAGCGACUGCCACCCCUGCGCUCACCUGCUUUCACCCUCCUGUGUAUGCGGUGGAGUCGGUUGGCCGGUGCAUCGGGGCGGUCCCUGCCAUGGCUGGUUGAUCUUGAGCUUCGGGUUGUGGAGGAGUUAAUGCUCCCCUGGACCGUUUCUGGUGCUCCUGGGCUAGCUGCCCAUGGGCCAGUGGACUCCUCACCUGGGCCAAACAUGGAUGAUGGGCUUGAUUUUGUUGGGGCUGAUGCUAAGGAUCACGGUGAGGCGACGGAGUUGCCGGCCUCACCUGGGCCGAACAAGGUUGAUGGGCUUGAUAUUGUUGGGGCUGUUGCUGAGGAUCACGGUGAGGCGACGGAGUUUCCGGCCUCACCGCGUUCACCUCUGUGUUUUUUCCCCGAGGAGGCGACGGUUUUGUCGGCCUCACCUCGGACGCCGCAUUCUUCAUCUCACAUUCCUGAUUUCAGUCUCCUGGUCACCCCACCGCUGCUUCCUCAACCCCAAGUGAAGCCGCUCCUGGUUUACUCUAGGUGCCGCUUCCACCACUCAAGGACCCCCGCGGGCGGGGGCGAGGCGGCGGGGGUGGUGGUUGCCGUUCCGCCUCCAACCUCCUCUACGGAGAUGGCCCCUGCCGUGGGCUCGAUGGUUGGGGGUGAGCAGGCAGUUGAUGCUGCUAAACCUCUGGCCUACUCUCUGGCUGAUGCGGAGGGCCCAUCCCCAGCGGCUGCAACGGUGCCCCAUCCGGCAGCUGCCCCGGCGGCCGCGACGGGGCUUCCUCCGACGGCUACAAUGGUGCCCCCUCCGGCGGCUGCGGGACUCCUUCCUUCGUGGACGGCUGCACCAGAUGCUCAGACUGCAUUCCUUGAUAAGAUAACUCGACGCACUUCGAGCCUGCUGCCCGGCCCCUCCGUCAGCAGACAUAGAGGCAUGUCUGUGCCACCCAGGGUCUGCCCCCGCCGUAGCCGUCGGCUUGCUGGUGUCGAGGCUGAAGUGAUCCCUGCAGACCUGGGGGGAAGACCAAGGAAGAAGGCGAUGAGGUCCCUCAACAUCAUUGAUGAGCAUGAAGGUUUGACUCAACAGGCCCAAGACAAGUAUUUCAAGCUGUUUGGGCAGCCACUCUCGGAUUCUCAUCUCCAGGCUCUGACUGCAUUGUUUAACUGGUCUCUCCCUGAAGAUUUGGAGUCUGGGAUUGAGGAGGUGCUGGAAACCAAGAUCACAGCCAUGUCUCAAAGGGUCAUUUUAUCUACCCUCGGGUCUGAUUUCACAGGACAGUUGUCUCUGCCAUCAACCGGGGCUAGUGGUGGUAUUCUUGUUGCUUGGAGGCGUCAUGUGGGAGUCUCUGGUGCUCAGAGGGUUGACAGAUUUAGUACGUCCAUUCAAUUCUCCGCGGAUAAUGGACACGCGUGGUGGCUGACCUGUGUUUAUGGACCGCAGGGGAAUGGGGAUAAAAUUCAGUUUCUACAGGAGCUUCGUGACAUCCGGGCUGCCUGUCCUGGGCCUUGGAUGAUAGCAGGGGAUUUCAAUUUGAUUUACAAAGAUGAGGAUAAGAAUAAUGCCAACUACAAUAGAGCUAUGAUGGGUCGGUUUAGGCGUUUCAUUAAUGAUAUGGCCCUCAAAGAAGUUCCCCUCCAUGGUCGCAAAUACACUUGGUCUAAUCAGCAAGACUCUCCUAUUCUGACUGGGAGGAUAAAUUCCCUAAUUGCUUGCUCCAAAGUUUGGCGUCAGAAGAUUCUGAUCACUGCCCUCUUCUGUUGGGGCUUCAGGAUAACAAAGUAG